This is a messenger RNA of Cyclocybe aegerita, 1554 nucleotides long. Lineage: Eukaryota; Fungi; Basidiomycota; Agaricomycetes; Agaricales; Hemipholiotaceae. The record is from the annotation of a GenBank genome assembly.
AUGUCGACUACAGUGGGCCCAGAAACCGCCGUUUUAACCGUUGUGAGAUUCUCCGUUUUCUACGCCUGUCGCAAGUACCUACUGCGGGUUCUCUACUCGGACCUACGAAACCUCUCAACAUCGGCCACACCAGGGACACCAGUAAACUCUCGAUUUCCCGACGGAUCCACGACUCCAACGCGAGAAAACAUCGAACUCGAGACCCUUCCGCUGCCGUCAACUCACACACCAAAGUCAGGAAGAUUCUACACGGAGGAUGCAUUAUAUCUGCAUACGGCGAUUGCACGAACCAUCUUUUCGUGGUGUCUAGCCGAGAGCUGCAUGCUUUUCUUUCUUCUCAUGCUGCAAGGAGCAGGCAUUUUCUCUUCAAGCACCCGGCUCCUCAACUGGCGGUUCUCACUCUUCUUCCUCAUGGCCGCGAUGCUCGUCAUCAUUCCCCUUUCCUUGAGCUUGCUGUUAGCUCUAGGAAGCAGAGACAGUUGGACCUUCAAAUCCCUCUUUGGCCCCCGAGCAAUCCUGAGCCUCGUCCCAGUCGGCCUGUACCUCUUCGCCCUCACCUACGUCCCCCUCCCAUCUACCCUCGAACCCACCGAUGCGAGUAUAACCUUCCUCUCUCGGCUAAUCGUCCUCGGCACGAUCAUUCUCGGCCUGCUGUCUGGGUUCGGAGCUGUGAGCAACUCGUGGCAGUUCUUGCCCUUCGGGAAUCGGGCACAGGCUGUACCGACCGAGCAGGAUGUGGACACUGCUCAGUAUGCGUUGACGAGCAUCAGGAAUGACCUAAAGGCACGGCGGGCGGAGGAGGCAAGGAGAGAGGGAACGACUGCGGAGGGAUCGUGGAUGUCGCGAGUGGGGUCGACUUUCCGCGGAGCUGAUGGUCUUACUCAAGAGAUACAGGGCCUCGAAUCGCUCGAAUACCAAAUGAGCAGGAACCUCGAAUCGCUGCGGGAAAAAAGGGAAGCUGCCAAGUUUGCAAGCACCAUCCAAGGUCAGAUAUUUCACAUCGUCGGCAAAGUUUUCGCGGUCUACUGCGUCAUUCGUGUCAUCAGCUCCAUCUACAAUGUCGUCUUCCUUCCAUCCCGCCGUUCCUCCUCAACGACCUACCCGGACGUCAUCACCGACCUCCUAGCGUACUUCCUCUCACACUUCACCUCGCACGCCUCGGACAUCAGCCACGACCAGCUUGCGUCGUUCGCGCGCCAGAUCAGCCUCGUGCUCGUCGGUGUCAUCAUCCUGAGCAGCAUCCGGCUGGUGUUGCGCGGUGCCACAAAGGCACUGCGUGUGACAAGCCGAAAUCUUGCAGCCUCGCUCAUGCUACUCGUCCUCGCACAAAUCAUGGGCAUCUACCUGCUCUCAACCCUCGUCCAAAUGCGCUCGUCCUUCCCUCCCCCUCCAGAAGGCGGCGGCGAGGCCCAGGCAGGCGCUAACCUGUUCUCGACUAUACCCACAUACGAGGUAUUUGGGUCUCUGUUCGACUGGUCGUUCCUUGCUGCGGCGGGGGUGAGUGUGGUUGUGAGGUGGGGCGCGGAGAGGGUUAAUGGUGUCGGUGAUGAUUAG